ACGUAGCACAUCGAUCCUCAAAAUGCAGUUGGGAAAAGCUAUCAUUCUGCUGCUGCUCACCAUCCAGCAAAGCUGCCUGGCUUUGUACAUCAAGAACUGGAGAAGAAUCCUCAAAGACUGGACCCAAGACGACUGGGGAGUCUUUAAGAACACACUCGGACUAAGCCAAGAAAAAGUUGAACUAUUAAAGUCGCAAAAGGAUCAACAGGACAAGGAGCUGCUGAACCGCUUUAUUUUGGAGAACCCCAAAGCUUUGCCCAAGGCCAAACAACCCGACCAAUUUCUGGCCCUCUACAGAUCCAUUCUCAAGAAACUCACCGCCUCCAAACGCAUGCUGAAAACCUCUCUCAACUUUGAGCUGGCCGACAAACCCCAAAAGGAACUGAAAAGGCCACGCAGGAAAAUCGCCGUCAAGAUGGUUUCCGAUAUGCCAUCCUGGAAAAUCGAGAGCCUGCUGAACUCUUUCUAUCUCAAGCACGGAAUCCCAAGGAACGCCGAGGAGCAGGACUAUCCCGACUUGGAUAUGGUCAGGGAUACUGAUUACGACGACUCUGAUAAUUUCUACGACGACGAAGGCGACGUGGGUCUAGCCGCCAAAACACGACAAAAUACCGAAUAUGGAUCGUUUCAGGAUCUGAUAAUGCAGGCCAAGAUGAACGAGUGGGAGCGAGAGAGCGAGGAAACCAAAUUGCACAGCCCCGACAGCGAUGACUAUAUUUAA
Molecule: messenger RNA, 721 nt
Organism: Drosophila suzukii
Lineage: Eukaryota; Metazoa; Arthropoda; Insecta; Diptera; Drosophilidae
Source: RefSeq, a predicted model, not a curated record